This is a messenger RNA of Emiliania huxleyi CCMP1516, 2334 nucleotides long. RefSeq lists its product as hypothetical. The transcript is spliced from 4 exons. The coding region runs from base 1 to 2334 and encodes 777 amino acids. Lineage: Eukaryota; Haptophyta; Isochrysidales; Noelaerhabdaceae. The record is from RefSeq and is a predicted model, not a curated record. Gene Ontology annotation, biological process: piRNA processing. Gene Ontology annotation, cellular component: mitochondrion. Gene Ontology annotation, molecular function: protein binding; RNA endonuclease activity producing 5'-phosphomonoesters, hydrolytic mechanism.
AUGUCGGACGGGCCUUUACAGCCAGGCCGCGAGGGCUCAAUGUCGGUCUGCAAAGGUGGCCCGUCCGCCCUGACUCGCAGCACCUCGAGGCGCAGGCUCCCCCGCUGGCUGCACCUGCCACGCCGGCUAUACAGACCGCCGACCGCCGCGUGCGCCACUGUGCCUUCGCACAGCGGGUCUGUGGCCGCUGCCGCCGCCUCCGGGGCGGCCGCCGCCAUCGCCCUGCUUGUUGCCUUCAUUCUCUUCCUGUGCAAGCGGCGGCGGACAGCAGCGCGGCCGGCUGGCGGCUCUGGACGGCGCCCGCUGUACCGCCGCGCCUCGGCCUCCACCAAGCUGCUCGAGCUCAUUCACCAGACGGCGGGACGGGACGAGAGCUUCCCUGCCAAGCGGCUGCGAAGGGAGUGGGGCGGCGGCUUCACGAAAGGAGUGCUCUCCGCCGCCAAGGACUCGCUCUUCAGCCUCGCCCCCUGGCGCCAGUCCUCCCGCCCACACCUCCCUCCCGGCUUUGAGGACGCUGCCCUCUCCGCCCUCCAGCAGCGGCCGGGCGCGGCGGACGCGUUCGAGGCGCUCCUCCGCCGCCUGCCCGCGCCCUCGCGGGAGGCGCUCGGCCGGCUGCGCCGCUGCAUCCUCGAUCUCGUGGUUGAGUCGGACACGGCGGACAGCGACACCCGCCUCCUCUUUGGCGCUGCGGACUGCCUCGCCCGCCUGCACACCGCGUACCUCGUCCCGAGGCCGGCCACGCGCGACGCGCUCUUCUUCCCCUGCGACGGCUCGCUCGACCGGCUGGUGAGGCGCCUCUCCGCCUCCGAAAGCAGCAUCGACGCCGCCGUCUACACCAUCACCGACGAGCGGCUCACGCGGCUUCUCCUCACCGGCUCCUUCAACUGGACGGUCUCGGCGCACGCGCGAGGCAGCUGCAAUCUCCCGCAAUCUCCCGCAAUCUCCCGCGGCAACUGCGAGAACUUGCUCGUCACAUCGGACAGUGAGAUGGUGUCCGCCUUCUCCGCGGAGUUCGAGCGCCUGUACUCUCUCUUCCGCGCCAGCAACGCCAUGCCGCAGCAGCCACUGCCCCGCGCCGCCGCCGCAGCCCGAGGCGGAGGCGGAGGCGGGGGCGGGGGCGGCGGAGGAGGCGGAGGAGGCGGAGGAGGCGCAGGAGGCGGAGGAGGCGGAGGAGGCGGAGGCGGCGGAGGCGGCGGCGGCGGCACGCCUCACACGCUGCAGCGAGCCGCCAGGAGGCUCGGAGAGGUAGGUCGAUGGGCGGGCGGGAGCCGCUCAGCCCGCCGGCUGCCGGUCGGCGGUGCGGCGGGUGCGGCGGCACCAAUGGCGCCGCCGCCCAGCCGGCCGCCUGCAGAGUGGGGCGCCAGGCUGUCUGCGGGCGCGCGCGGCGUGCUGCGAGACUACGGGGCGCUGCGGCGCGACAUACUGGCGGAGGAGGCCGUCGGCGGCGCAGAGAGGGAGGAGCUUCUGCGCGCCGCCGCCGCCGAGGCGUCCGACGCGUUUCGCGGGCUGCUGCGGCGAGCAGACCCCCCCGCCACCGCCGCCGGCGCCGCGACGACCGCGCUGAUCAAGGGCGUGGCUGCGCAUUUGCACGCGGCGGCGGCGGAGGGGAGCGGCGCCGGCGGCGGCGGCGCGGGCGGGGACCCCGGGCUGGUGGGUGUGGUGGAGGAGGAGCUGCUGCAGCCGCGGCCGCUCGCGCACGAGGUGCUCCUCUUCCCAAGCGACGAGGCGCGGCAGAAGCUCUGCUCUUGGAUCGGCUCCGCCACCACCACGCUCGAGUGCUGCGUCUUCGUCAUCUCGGACGCGCGCGUGGCCGCUGAGCUCAAGGAGGCGGCCGCGCGCGGGGUCGCGGUGCGGCUGAUUACCGACGACAAGACUGCGCUCGACGGCGGCUCGCAGGUCUUCGGCAUGGCGUCUGCCGGCGUCGAGACGCUCGUCGACCCGGACUACGAGCUCAAGAGCGGCGCGGCGCCCGUGCCGCGCCACAUGCACCACAAAUACGCCAUCGUGGACGGGCGGGUGUUGCUGUGCGGCUCGUACAACUGGUCGUACUCGGCCUCGGCGCGCAACAACGAGAAUUGCGUCGUCACAGAGGACGUCUACCUGGUCGCCAAGUACAGCGCCGAGUUCGAGCGCCUCUGGAGGGAGUUCAAGGCGGCCGCGCCCCUCUCGCAGCAGCAGGCCGCCAUCCGCAUCCAGCAGAUCGAGAGGGGCAACCGCGAGCGGCGCAGGUUCGCCGCGAUGGCGCGGAGCCACCGCGCGGCCAACGUGUUUGACGUUGCGCGCAGCGCGAUGGACAUUGCAUCGCCGGGGAACCGCAAGCGCGGCCGCGGCUGA